AUGCCAUUCCAGCUGUCGCGAUCCACGCGACUUACGGCGGUUAUUGGUAUAUCGACAUGUUUCUUUCUAGGAGAAAUGGCGGUGGGCUUUUAUACUCACUCUCUGGCGUUGAUUGCUGAUGCUCUUCACUAUCUGAAUGAUCUGGUCGGAUUUGCAAUCGCGUUGAUUGCGCUAAAAGUCUCGGAGAAAAAUCACGAGCGUAAAGGUUUAUCUUUUGGUUGGCAGCGAGCACAACUGCUUGGUGCUUUCUUUAAUGGCGCUUUGCUCUUCGGAAUUGGGAUUAGUGUUCUCUUGCAGUCAAUUGAGAGAUUCAUCUCGUUGCACCGUGUUGAGAAUCCUAAAAUGAUAUUCAUCGUCGGAUCCAUCGGUCUGGGGCUGAAUGUUAUAUGUGCUCUAUUUCUACAUGCCCUAGAACACGAUCAAGACCACCAUCCACAAGAACUAGUCGAGACUGGACUAUCACAUAUUGACGAAGACUUCCAGAAUUCAAUUACAAAGCAUCACGACCACAGACAUGCGCAUUCGGAAAAAUUACAACUAGUUUCCGGCAACCGUCACGAUCAAAGCCAUGGCCAUGGUCAUGAACAUGAUCUGGGAAUGAUGGGGGUUCUCUUGCAUGUUCUUUGCGACGCGGCCAAUAACCUUGGUGUUAUGGCAGCAGCAUUGGUCAUCUGGCUCGCGAACUACGAGGGACGGUACUACGCUGAUCCAGGAGUGAGCAUGGGAAUUGGUGCCAUGAUUAUACUUUCUUCAAUCCCAUUGGUACGAAAGUCGGGAAUGAUCAUGCUGGAAUGUGCACCCAGCAGACUCGAUUUAAAUGAUGUGCAGCAUGACUUGGAAAAGGUUGUUCUCAAGGUUGAUGGAGUGGAAUCUAUCCACGAACUACAUAUCUGGCAACUCAACCAACAAAAAACACUUGCCUCCGUGCACAUUGUUGUUUCUGAUCCCUCCAUGGCCAACUUCAUGAUCACAGCCAAGACAAUUAAUGAAUGUUUCCACGCCUAUGGAAUUCAUUCAGCGACACUGCAGCCUGAGGUGGUGUCAAAGACAGAUUCCGUGUAUCCCACUGGAGAGAAGGUACCGUGUCAGGUGUUGUGUGGCACACUGUGCGAGGCAUUGUCUUGUUGUGGCUAA
Messenger RNA from Penicillium taxi, 1134 nucleotides. Its product is annotated as putative di-, tri-valent inorganic cation transporter. Lineage: Eukaryota; Fungi; Ascomycota; Eurotiomycetes; Eurotiales; Aspergillaceae. The coding region runs from base 1 to 1134 and encodes 377 amino acids. Gene Ontology annotation, biological process: intracellular zinc ion homeostasis; zinc ion transmembrane transport. Gene Ontology annotation, cellular component: membrane. The record is from RefSeq and is a predicted model, not a curated record. The transcript is spliced from 9 exons. Gene Ontology annotation, molecular function: zinc ion transmembrane transporter activity.